UGUACCAAUUGCCAGUCAGAUAUUUUUACUGGGAGAUAAUGACACCCACUACACUGGAAGCUGCUGGUAGCAGCUCUGAUUUUGAGACCUGCAUAAUGUUAACUGGUUUCGGGAAAUACAAUUAUUUGAUACUUAUUGUGUCACUGAUGGCAUCACUAGCUCAGCAGUUAAGCAUAUCAGCAAUUUCAUAUAUUCUGCCAUCUGCAGAAUGUGAGCUUCAACUUUCCCCUGAAGACAAAGGGACUCUCAAUGCAACAGGUUACAUUGGAAUGAUUCUGAGUGCAUACGUGUGGGGAUUUUUAUCAGACACAGUUGGCAGACGUAGGCUUCUAGUAUUUGGUUACUUAUUUGAUGGAGUAUGUAACUUGACUGGAAGCUUUGCUCAGAGUUAUUGGUUUCUUUUUGCAUUUAAAUUGCUGAAUGGAGUAAUUUACCCUCAAGAUGAUGUGGUUAUCGCUACCCGGUUCGAAUCCCGGCGGGUGACCAGCACACUUGAUUGGAGUUUGUCAUUCCUAUUCCUUGACCUCAUAACUCCUCACUCUUCCAGAACUAUUGCAGACAUUGUUACAGGCAGCAUAUCAAAACCUUCUUCAUACAGAAUUGCAUGGCUGAUAUUACCAUCGGAAUGGUCGAUAACGGUUUUUGACAGAAAAAUUCCAAUCUCAUCUUGGAGAUUAUUUAUGGCAUUGAGCUCACUACCAAGCUUUACAACAGCUUGUUUGAUCUACAAAUGCAUGGAGAGUCCCAGAUUCCUUAUGGCAAGUGGCCAAAAUGAUGAGGCUCUCAAAACUUUCAAAAUAAUUUAUAGCCAUAAUACAGGAAAUAACCCAGACAUGUAUGCAGUCAUAAGCAUUUCAAAUCAAAUACAUCCAUCUCAGCCACCAGCUAGCAACAUAAACUUGAAGAAAAGUCUGUUAUCCAUCAUGAAAAUUUGUUGGCAACAAGCAAAGCCUCUGUUCAUUCCUCCUCACAGCAAAAAUACAGCUGUUACAUUUAUGAUGCAAUUUACAACUUUAUAUGGUUUUAACACAUUACGUUUGUGGUUGCCACAAAUGCUCACAUCUGUGCAGGAGCACCUAUCACAGCAAGAAAUGACCCACAGUUCUCCGGUAAUAAAAAGCAUAUGUGAAAUUUUGCAAAUAACAAUGUCUACAAAUGUAACUGAGGAUAUCUCUGAACCUGAGGUACACUGUGUUUUUAAAACAGCUGACAGUACAGUUUAUGUCAACAGUAUGAUGGUGGGGAUUGCACAGGGAACGGCAUUUUUAUUUGCAGCUUGCUCCAUCAGUAUUGUUGGAAAAAAGACGAUUAUGGUUACAGGUUAUGCUGUUGGAGGCUGCAGUGCAUUAGCUUUGUUGUGGUCACACAAUUCUGACAUGACAAUCAUAUUUUCGGCCAUUUACAUAGCACUACUUGCUGUUAGUCAUACUGUCAGCAUGGCAGUGGUCAUAGAUGGCUUCCCCACAUCUCUGAGGAAUACAGCUGUAAGUUUAUCUCUCAUGUUUGGUCAGCUCGGAACAGUUAUAGGGAACACAGCAUUUCCAGUUCUUCUGAGGAUGACUUGUUCCACUCCAUUUAUUAUUAUAAGCUUCAUGACAAUGGUGAACGCUGGUAUGACUAUGUUCCUGCCAGAAACAGUCAGUGCAUCAUAGACGUCAACAUAAUUCAGAAACAAGCAGUGUAAAAUUAAAAUCAAAUGUUUCAGUAAGUGGAUGAAAAUAUAGAUUACUUGUGUGGAUGAGGCUGAAUACAUCAAGUAAUGCUUGCAUGAAUAAAACUGAGCUGAGGCUCACACUUCAAAAAUGUUUUGAGACACUGAAAAACUACCUCUACUCUAGUAGCAGUUGAAAUUUGUGCUCCUGUGUAGUGUGUUUUCUCGCGUGAUUACUAAGUUGUCAUCAGUGUUACGAUUAGCUCAAGCAAAUGAGGUGUUGUGACUGGAAGACAUAGGAUGCAUUUUCACAGUACUUAAGCGGCAAUGUGCCCAGGUUAUCAUUGUUUGUUUAUGAAGAGUGAAAUUCUAGUCAAUAAUACAUAGACAUACACUACUAAUUAUGUUGAAUGAAUAAUAAAAUCAAAAUAUCAAUAGGUUUAUUUAUAUUAAGUACUUUUGUACAGAUCAACUACAGGUUUUGCUAUAUUUUUUCAAAGUGUAUUGAGACGACAUGAAUAAAUGAUGGUAUCUUAAUAGCAGGACGUUUGAAUCCAUACUAUGUAUUAUACAGAAAUAAGUACAGGUGUCUCACACAUUGAAUAACAUUAAAAAAACAACUUAUGUUAUGUAAUUAUAUGAUAGCUAAAAGACUAUGUUAAAUUAACUUAAGUUAAAAAUGGGGAAGCUUAUGUAAAAAAGCAACUCUGGGACAAAAAAGGCACACUGUAUCAGAAUCAUUUGAGAAAGUAGGAAUUUCUGUUACCAAGCCCAGUAUCAGUUGAGUAAAGCUGCUGGCACAGAAGAAUUGUAAUGAUUGUCUACUGUCGAUACAUUUACUUUCUCCUGUUUUUUACCUAGUUUCAAACAAAAUAUAGUAAAGAAGUUUAAACCAUCAGACAGUACAAAUGGAUUUUAGUUUAAGGGACAACCUUGCCUGUAAUGAGCCUAACUGUAUUAAAUUUUUGGGUGGACAUUUAAAUGAUAAAUUAUUGUGGAAGAUAAAUGUAAAAUAUAUUAGUAUCACACCAUUCAGAGUGAUUUAUUUUCCGAAGUAUCUUAUAAACUAUGUACCUGAACUUAACUGAUGUUACUUUAUUAAAUUAUUCACCUGAACUUAACUGAUCUUACUUUACACUUUUUAGAGCAUUAUGUUCUGUGGGGCAAUGCCAGUUGUGUGAUGUCUUGUUAUUUUAGAGAUCCAUUAGAGUAAUUGACAGGUCUCCAUAUAAAACACAUUGUAAACAUUUGUAUUCUGAACAAAAAAUUAUUACUACAAUACAUUUUUAUAGCUGGUCUGUUUUAAUUUGCAUGCAGUAGUUCUUAAAAAUAAAAAGUUGAGAAAACAUCCCGUGUUGCAAUAGAAAUAGCAAUAGGUACUUUUAUACAUAAUGCUAUACAUUGUCAAAAUCAGUUAAUAGCUACGAGCUAAUGGGCCAUAAAUAAGUUAAUAAACGUCCACUGUUUGUACAAGAUCUUCCUGAACAAGAAUUUAAACAAACAUUAUGUGACUGGUUAGGUGCUGUCCCAUUUUAUGACU
Schistocerca gregaria is the source of this 3191-nucleotide messenger RNA. Its product is annotated as synaptic vesicle glycoprotein 2B-like. Gene Ontology annotation, molecular function: transmembrane transporter activity. The record is from RefSeq and is a predicted model, not a curated record. Bases 39 to 1652 code for a protein of 537 amino acids. The transcript is spliced from 12 exons. Gene Ontology annotation, biological process: transmembrane transport. Lineage: Eukaryota; Metazoa; Arthropoda; Insecta; Orthoptera; Acrididae.